AUGGUAUCUUGCAUAUUCUUCUGGUCCUUGAUUCUCCUCAAAUGGUCUUCUUCGCAAGACGCUCGAGCUCAAAAUUGGCCCGGCGUGAACCAAGUGGUGCGUGUCGACGCCAUGGCGGAUGAACCCGAAGAUCCCAAUGUGCACCGAGAUGAACUGUUCCAUAUUGUGAGAGAUGGAGACUAUGUUGAUGCCAAGAAAGCCUUAGCAAAGGCAGAUAUGGCUUGGCGGCAUACAGCUCUGCAACAGAAUUUCCUGUUCUUUAUUGCGGCACGGCGCCGCCGGGGAUCCGAAUUAUUAGCAAGGCAGUGCAUCGAGAUGGGUGUCAAUCUAGAGGAAGUUGACGUGCAUGGGCAGACGCCUCUGUUUUGGGCUGCAGCGCGCGGCAAUUUGGUCAUAGUGAAAUUCUUGCUUAAUCUGGGGUUUGAAGUGAACUUUCGCGACAAAGCCAGGAAGAGUGCUUUGUUCCUGGCCAUCGAAAAUGGGCACUUGGCUGUGGCGGACUUUCUCAUCGAGCAUGCUGCCUCCACACGCCUGCAGUCCUCCGAGGGCAGAACGCCACAGUCCAUGCUCAAGGCAUUGCAUCACAAGGCGCCCACCAACAAACGCAAAUGGGUGACGCCAACGCCGGCCUGCGUUUGCCCUGGUGCGGCAACACGGAGCCGUUUCUGUGAAUGGGAAUGGGCUGGGGCCCAGGAGGAGUCUGAUCCACUCAUCGAAAAGAGCGAGGACAACGUGCUGGUGGAGAACCACCAGUACUACGUGUGUGCAUCAGUGACAGGCUGUUCGAAGCGCCUCCGCCGCUCGGAGCGGGAGUUUGUUGGAGAUCACGCACAUCUCCAUCAACAGGAGACCUGGUACAGCAAGUUGACUCCUGAGAAUUCUGCCACGCUCGUGAACGUGAGCAUGGGCGACGAAAAAGCACAUGAGAAGAUUAUUGACGAGUUGGCGCAGGGAUCACGGCCUCGUGCCUUCACGCUGGCAGCAGUGUCGCAACAGACUCGCACACUCGCUGGUUAUGUGUAUGCAUCUUUCACGGACGAGACGUUGAAGAUCGGCCAAGUCAAAGUGGACCGGCCCCAUCAAGAACGGGGACUAGGCGGUCUGCUACUCAAAGCGGCCGAGAAGCGAGCACAGAACUUGGGAGCAUCCAUCGCGAAAGUGCAACUCACGGCUAAGCGAAUCCCUUGCCACCAUGAAAAGAUCCGGUGGUUGAAGAUGGAGAAAGAUUUGCGGGACAACGAUACCGAGAUGACGGGCCUGCUCGGCCUGGACGACAUGCGAGACUUGCUGCAUCAGAUCUACACCGUUCUUAGCGAGGCGGAGGUCAACGCGGACAACCUGAUCUCCUACGUGAGCUUCGCUGACCCGGCGAGAGAUCAUGCCAUCAUGUUCCAGGUGGAUCAGGCUUGUGCAGACUCCGGGCUUCGACUCUUAGAGUCAGAGCUCGAGAACGAUGAGCUGGCCCAAUUCAUCUUGGACCUCUUCAAGGCCAAGGUGCGUUAUGAUGAUUUCGGCUUAGCGGUGACAUUGGCAGUGGUGAUACUGCUGCUGAUAUUGCUGACGCAAAUGGUAUCUUGCAUAUUCUUCUGGUCCUUGAUUCUCCUCAAAUGGUCUUCUUCGCAAGACGCUCGAGCUCAAAAUUGGCCCGGCGUGAACCAAGUGGUGCGUGUCGACGCCAUGGCGGAUGAACCCGAAGAUCCCAAUGUGCACCGAGAUGAACUGUUCCAUAUUGUGAGAGAUGGAGACUAUGUUGAUGCCAAGAAGGCCUUAGCAAAGGCAGAUAUGGCUUGGCGGCAUACAGCUCUGCAACAGAAUUUCCUGUUCUUUAUUGCGGCACGGCGCCGCCGGGGAUCCGAAUUAUUAGCAAGGCAGUGCAUCGAGAUGGGUGUCAAUCUAGAGGAAGUUGACGUGCAUGGGCAGACGCCUCUGUUUUGGGCUGCAGCGCGCGGCAAUUUGGUCAUAGUGAAAUUCUUGCUUCAUCUGGGGUUUGAAGUGAACUUUCGCGACAAAGCCAGGAAGAGUGCUUUGUUCCUGGCCAUCGAAAAUGGGCACUUGGCUGUGGCGGACUUUCUCAUCGAGCAUGCUGCCUCCACACGCCUGCAGUCCUCCGAGGGCAGAACGCCACAGUCGAUGCUCAAGGCAUUGCAUCACAAGGCGCCCACCAACAAACGCAAAUGGGUGACGCCAACGCCGGCCUGCGUUUGCCCUGGUGCGGCAACACGGAGCCGUUUGUGUGAAUGGGAAUGGGCUGGGGCCCAGGAGGAGUCUGAUCCACUCAUCGAAAAGAGCGAGGACAACGUGCUGGUGGAGAACCACCAGUACUACGUGUGUGCAUCAGUGACAGGGUGUUCGAAGCGCCUCCGCCGCUCGGAACGGGAGUUUGUUGGAGAUCACGCACAUCUCCAUCAACAGGAGACCUGGUACAGCAAGUUGACUCCUGAGAAUUCUGCCACGCUCGUGAACGUGAGCAUGGGCGACGAAAAAGCACAUGAGAAGAUUAUUGACGAGUUGGCGCAGGGAUCACGGCCUCGUGCCUUCACGCUGGCAGCAGUGUCGCAACAGACUCGCACACUCGCUGGUUACGUGUAUGCAUCUUUCACGGACGAGACGUUGAAGAUCGGCCAAGUCAAAGUGGACCGGUCCCAUCAAGAACGGGGACUAGGCGGUCUGCUACUCAAAGCGGCCGAGAAGCGAGCACAGAACUUGGGAGCAUCCAUCGCGAAAGUGCAACUCACGGUCCUCGAAACCAACAAAGGGGCUCAAAGAUGCUACGAAAAAUCGGGGUUCGAGGUUUCCUCGACCUACUCGUCAAGUUUUCCACCAUGCGAUUGCAAGGCUAAGCGAAUCCCUUGCCACCAUGAAAAGCUCCGGUGGUUGAAGAUGGAGAAAGAUUUGCGGGACAACACGCCCUGA
Molecule: messenger RNA, 2913 nt
Organism: Symbiodinium sp. CCMP2592
Lineage: Eukaryota; Dinophyceae; Suessiales; Symbiodiniaceae
Source: the annotation of a GenBank genome assembly